AUGGCGCGAAUGCAUAGUUUCUCCACGUCAGCCCUCCCUUCAGCCAUCGUUUCAGCCACGUCGUCCGUCACGUCAGCCAUCACGUCAGCCACGUCAGCCGUCACGUCAGCCACGUCAGCCAUCGCAUCAGCCGUCCCUACGCUCCCUUCAGCCGCGCCAACGGCCCUCUUGUCCGCCAUUCUGACGGCCCUCCCUGCACUCCUGCUCAUCCGCGCGGCGUCAGGACAACCAGACGGCUACCCAAUAAUAGAAUACCCCAACUGCCCGAUUACUGGCCAGCGCCCCGAGAACAUCGAGACGGCUUAUAUCGAGGCGUCUGGUGUCGGACCGGCUAGUAUUGGAGCGGCCGUGUGGCAGCGCCGGUGCACGACGGAAGACAACAUGACGUGCUGCGGGCUGUGCGGGGGAGAGGAGCUCGCGCUGCGAUACAUCCGAUCCAACGUCUCUCUCGCGAUCAGCGCGCUCGGCGCCAACGCCACCGCUGCUGCUCGUAAACUCAUCGACCUCUCCAACCCGCCCUCUGUGAGAGUGGCUCUGGUUGUGGGUGAGCUGGGGCUGCGGGUGAGCUGGGGCUGCGGGCAUGUGAAGCCUUGCAGGGCUAUCCGCUCUGCGCACAUCUGCUCGAAAUGGUCAUGUGCACUGCCGUCUGUGACGCAGGUACCACCAUCUAUCCUCCUCUCUUUCCUCUCCUUCGUCUCUAUCCUGUCCCUCCGUUCCCUCCUCUUUCUCCUAUUUCUCCUCUUAUCCACUCUUGCCCUCAUCUGCUCGAAAUGGUACCGUCUGGGAUGCACGUACCUCCACCUUUCCUCCCACUCCCUCCCUCCUUUCACCUGCCUUUACACGGAAUUCGUGGUGGAAGCAGGUCCCACAAUCACCAUCUGUGACGGGCUUGCAGAGCGGCUCAAGGCGGAAUGUGCGGGAACGCUAUUUGGCCGCAUCACAAUCACCAUGGAUGCAUAUUCCUUCACCACCCAGCUUCUCACAGCGAUAGGCAGAAACCUCUACGGCAUCCCUUCCUUCUCAGCUGUUAUCUCUUUUUCAGGGGGGCCGCCUGCUUCCUUCACGACCAUCCUCUAUUCCUUCCUCCUCUCCCCUCCCUCUCUCCCCCCCCUCCUCUCCCCUCCCUCCUCUCCCAUCCCUCCCUCCACUGCCUUUGUGGCCCACUUACCACCGAUGCCUUCCCCCCCACAAUCAUCUGCUGCCAUCCUUUCAACCUGA
This is a messenger RNA of Closterium sp. NIES-65, 1218 nucleotides long. NCBI's taxonomy places the organism in Eukaryota, Viridiplantae, Streptophyta, Zygnematophyceae, Desmidiales, Closteriaceae. The record is from the annotation of a GenBank genome assembly.